CUUAUUGACUUUUAUCUUUGUAAUGUAUUCAGUUUUUGUUUUAUAGAGUGGAAAUUGAUUCAUAUGGUUGACUACAACUAAUUUGGGAUUGGAUUGUAUUUGUUGCUGCUGUUUUAUUGUAGUGUCUCUAUGUUCAGAUUCCAAAGGGUGAAGAAACUUUCCUCUAUUAUGCUAGUUGAUUUCUGAUAUGGUCACUCGAAUAAUAAUUACUUCUAUCAAAAAGUCUUCUGUUGAUGAUGAGAAUUGGAAUCUAUGAAAAAAGUGAAGUGACUUCGUGAGAUAAUAACUACUAUUAGUUGAGAUGCUUGUCUUAGUCUAUUGAAUACCUGACUGACUUAGGAUUUCACUAGUUCAUUGGACUAUUUUUAGUGAAAUGUUUGCUCUUUGUAAGUAUGCAUCGAAGCAUUGGCCUUCUAUCAAUGACAUUGUAUAGGAAUCUGUCAAAAUCAUGUUCUCCGUCGAAAGACCUUUUCUUUAUGGACCAUUGACACCAUCUCAAGAUCCAAUAUUUGUAGUGUAGUCUUUAGAGGCUAAACAUAAUAUUUACAUGGCUACUGGAAAGGGUAGUUAGUCAAAACAGUUCUUUCUCAAACUGUCAUUUCCCGUGCACCUUCCUGCUCUACCAGACUACCGCCAUCACUGUGUGUUGUGACAAUUAUUGAAUAAAUUGGAGUAGUCCUGCCAAAGAAGCUUGAAAGGUUUAUGGUAGGCUUCGUCUGGCAAAUAUUCUUGUUAAUUCAAUCUAUGAUGUCACUCACAAGAUUGAUUUUAGUGAAGUGGAUAGUGGUGUUGGGACAAUCCUCAAACUAACCUUUCCACCAGCACUCUGUUGUUCACCUCUUACAUGGAAAAUGAUUCUUGAUGGUACAAAGCUCAUUGAACUAGGUGGGCUUGUUGAUCUUGGAUCAGUCUGCAUCAGAUGCCGCUUGAAGCCAUACAAAAGGAUAGAGCUGCAUGCAUCACUACAUAGUUUGAUUGCCUAGUCAAGUUUUUUAUUACCAGCUCCAUACUAGAUCUGACUAUAGUGGGUCUUGAUGUCAUGGAUGGAGAUUCAAAUGCACAUGUUCAGCAACCUCACUACCUGAAAACUUGUUCUAAACCUAAUCUUGAGCUGGGUAAUGCCGUUUACCUGUUAGGUUAUAGCGAGAAAAAGGAGUUGACAGUUGGCGAAGGAAAAGUGGUAAUAGCCACUGACAACCUUAUAAAGCUGUCAACUGAUGGAAUAACUUGGAGGCCGGGUUCUGCUGGUUUUGAUGUUCAUGGCAAUCUAGCCUUCAUGGUAUGUGAUCCAAUGAAGCUAGCAACAUCUCCUAACUCAAAAUCCUCAUCAACUUCGCCAUCUCCAUUAUCAUCAUGGAAAGACAGUCCCAUGCAAUUUGGUAUACCCAUCCCUAUCAUAUGCGACUGGUUGAACCAACACUGGGAAGGAAGCCUCGAUGACCUCAACAAACCAAAGUUACCACUGAUUCGGCUGAUGUCUACUGGUCAAAGAAGUGAGCAUUCUUGUGCAUCCUUCACAAUGCGGCGUGUUUUUAAGUCAACUGAAGCUGAAAAUGAUGCCACACCAUCAUCUUCGAACGGAUUGCCCCAACCUAGAGAAGAACCUGGACCAAGCUGUUCUGCUGUUGCCACUAAUUUGGAAGAGGAAGCAGUAAUUACUCAUGUCCAGGGAAUUCCAACUCCUGAAAUUUUUGAGUCGCGGAGAUUAACUUCAACACCAGUUGGGAAGAACGAGAGUACACAAAUCCAGCUUUUGGAUAUUAACUUUCCACCAAGGAUUCUCAUCAAAGCUGCUGGAUCACCGCAGCACGUCAGAAAGAGCCUAUCCAACUCUGAUGAUGAUUGCAUCGAUAAGGCAAGAGAAGAAAAUUCUAGUGACUUUGGCCAGCCAAGCCCUGUGCCAGACGCUGAAGUUGCGUCUACCAGAUCUGUUAAUGGGGCCCAGAGUGAGGUUGAAUCAAGUUGCUGUCUCAUAGAGGUUUUGGAAGCUCAAAAUGAAUACAGCAGUGAUGGAGAGACAACAAUGUACUCUGCGGAAACUGCUGAAAGCAGAAACUAUCCAAGUCCUAAAGGGGGAAGGUUUCAUCAAGUAGGAAGAAGCCAAAGUUGUGUUAACUACAAUAGAUGGGGGUCGGUUUCAAAAAACUCAGCAGCUCGUAGGGCUAACCAAGAACAGAAGAGGAACAUUAUGCAAGGAAGAAAGGUAUACUCCCAAGGUACAACUUCACAUAGGAGUAAUGACUAUUACAGCCCGACAGUAUCUUCAAUCAUGAAGAAACGGAACAACAUGGAGCCACAAAUCAGACCACCACGUCUAAGUGCUGGAAACUCAUCACCAAGAUGGAUGUUCUGAUUGAUAAAUUCUGAAAAAAGAACUCAUUCUUUAUACCACACUCUCCUUUUUUGAGCUUAUACUGAGACUUCAUUGCAAAGAAAUUAAGAAAGCUGGAGAAAACUCGAGCAAAGGCAGCUUACUGAUUUUCGAUAGCAGGUGCUACAGGUUGUUGUUCUUCCACUGGAACUUCAAUGACAUUCUGUGGACUUUAUGUUGGAGAAAAGAUCUCAGAAGCAUCUUCAACAGUCCCAACAUUUUCACCAGUUAAGGAUUGGCUAGUAACUGCUGCUUAUCAGCAAAAUAGAUGAAUGCAACAUAGAAUUCAAGUGUGACAGAAAGUGAAACCAAAGCAAAUGUUCGACACUGUGUUCUCUGAGAUAAAUAAUACCCUGGAAAAGUGACUUGCUUUUUCUGAAGGUUAAAUCGACAACCUCAUCUGAUGCAAUUCUUUAUUAUGUAUAUCUACAUUUUACUCUAUGCAAACCAAUAAAAUUGGCUUUACUUUCA
Solanum pennellii is the source of this 2842-nucleotide messenger RNA. RefSeq lists its product as uncharacterized. The record is from RefSeq and is a predicted model, not a curated record. Bases 1040 to 2353 code for a protein of 437 amino acids. Lineage: Eukaryota; Viridiplantae; Streptophyta; Magnoliopsida; Solanales; Solanaceae. The transcript has 2 exons.